Messenger RNA from Vicia villosa (hairy vetch), 922 nucleotides. RefSeq lists its product as uncharacterized. The transcript has a single exon. Lineage: Eukaryota; Viridiplantae; Streptophyta; Magnoliopsida; Fabales; Fabaceae. Bases 86 to 724 code for a protein of 212 amino acids. The record is from RefSeq and is a predicted model, not a curated record.
AAUUUCAAAAACCACAACCUCACACACCAUUUUCAAUUUCCUUCAUAUAACACAUUUUUCUCACCACUGUUUCUCAAACAUCUCAAUGGCCAAUACAAAGAGUGACGAACACAGCAACGUGAGAUCAUCAAUCAUGGAAUGGAAACACCUGCACCCACUUCACCAAAUAGCCGAAACCCCAACCCACAAACUGCUCCUAAAACAAUGGCUCAAGGAAGAAGAACUCAUCAACGGUCGCAUCGCUUUAAAAGAGACCCAAAUAGACUCAAUCCGAAAAGAAAUCACAAUGCUCUACAUCUUCUUCUUCCUCUUCCAUUCCACAACCCUCAUGCUUCUCUUCAACAACUCUUCAUCAUCUUCAACAACAACAGCACCUAACAAAGCAUGUCACAAAUCGUGGGUCCCGUCGCUAUGUUCGUUGCUGUUUUCGCUGGGGUUUAUAUGGGCUUUGAGAUAUAAGAGCGACGUGGAGGGUCAUAUGGAGAAGAUGCUGUGUAGGGAGAAAGAGGAUAGAGGGUUGUUGAGGAAAUGUUCGGAGGAGUUGAAGAAGAAAGGGCUGGAAUUCGAUUUGUUGAAGGAAGUUGAUGCGUUGAGGAGGGCCAAGAGUUUGAGAGUGGAAAAUAAAGAGGUGAGGAAAUGGUCUUCCAGGGAUUUUGUUUCUCUGUUUUUCUUUUCAGUGGCUUGUUUGUCUCUUGCUGUCAUAAGGGUUAUUUUGUGUAGUUAGGGAUUUGAGAUUGGAAAAUGGGUUUUGGGUUGGCAGAAGAUUUUGGGAUCUGUCGAUUAGGUUUUGGUGAUGGUUCAAUGUUGUUGACGGUAGAUGCAGAAUGUACUGUUCUGCUUUUGUUAUUUUUAAUUUUGGUGUAAUUUGAGAAUAUUAAGUGAAGUUCAUGAAAUAAAAAAAUAGUUAAAUAGUUGCUUUGAA